CAACUUUGACAUUGACAGCAGUAUGCACGUCCCGUCUCUUUCUGUCUUUUUGUAAAAGUUGACGGAAGCCGAAAAUAUGGCCACAUCCAAAAAGAAGACCAGGAAGCUGAGAGGACAUGUGAGCCAUGGUCACGGUCGUAUCGGCAAGCACCGUAAGCAUCCUGGUGGUCGCGGUAACGCCGGUGGUGAGCAUCACCACAGAAUUAACAUGGACAAAUACCAUCCUGGAUAUUUUGGCAAGCUGGGUAUGAGGAACUACCACUUGAGGCGAAAUAAGAUCUUCUGCCCAGUGCUGAACCUUGACAAGCUGUGGACACUGGUGUCAGAGCAGGCCCGCCUUAAGUAUGCUAAUGCCACAGAUGGGAAGGUUCCAGUCAUCAAUAUUGUUAAGGCUGGUUAUUACAAGCUGUUAGGCAAAGGCAAUCUUCCCAAACAACCUGUCAUAGUGAAAGCCAAGUUUUUCUCCAAGACAGCAGAGAAGAAGAUCAAGGAUGUUGGGGGUGUCUGCGUCCUGAGCGCGUAAUUUAGUAUACAAUAAAAGUAUAAAAAAAAUCACA
Molecule: messenger RNA, 557 nt
Organism: Hyposmocoma kahamanoa
Lineage: Eukaryota; Metazoa; Arthropoda; Insecta; Lepidoptera; Cosmopterigidae
Gene: RpL27A
Product: 60S ribosomal protein L27a
Exons: 5
Coding region: 77-523 (148 amino acids)
Biological process (GO): translation
Cellular component (GO): ribosome; cytosolic large ribosomal subunit
Molecular function (GO): structural constituent of ribosome
Source: RefSeq, a predicted model, not a curated record